This is a messenger RNA of Trifolium pratense (red clover), 1048 nucleotides long. Its product is annotated as cytokinin riboside 5'-monophosphate phosphoribohydrolase LOG1-like. Bases 247 to 924 code for a protein of 225 amino acids. Gene Ontology annotation, cellular component: nucleus; cytosol. Gene Ontology annotation, biological process: cytokinin biosynthetic process. Lineage: Eukaryota; Viridiplantae; Streptophyta; Magnoliopsida; Fabales; Fabaceae. The transcript is spliced from 7 exons. Gene Ontology annotation, molecular function: hydrolase activity, hydrolyzing N-glycosyl compounds. The record is from RefSeq and is a predicted model, not a curated record.
AAGCAAUGACACACAUUCUUAUUCACUUUUGGAUAUUGGAUUUCAAAGUGAUUGCUGACUCCUAAUUGCUUCCUUCUUUGUUCUGCUUUUCAUUCAUUUCCCUUUUCACAUCACUUCACUAAUAAACACACGUUCCCUUCCCUUCCCUAUAGCUUCUAUCUUACUAUUAUUCUCUUGUCCCUUCCUUAAUUGCUUAAACCUCUUCUCAUCAUAACUAAUAAUUGAAUUCUCUAAAUUUUGGUCUUUAUGGAAAUUGAACAGCAGCAGCAACUACCCAUGAUCAUCAAGUCUAGGUUCAAACGCAUCUGUGUUUACUGUGGUAGCACCCCUGGAAAAAAUCCCAGCUACCAAAUUGCUGCUAUUCAACUUGGAAAACAAUUGGUGGAAAGGAAGAUUGACUUGGUAUAUGGAGGAGGAAGCAUAGGGUUAAUGGGUCGUAUCUCACAAGUUGUCUAUGAUGGUGGACGCCACGUCUUAGGAGUGAUUCCAAAGACACUUAUGCCUAGAGAGAUAACUGGAGAGACAGUGGGAGAAGUAAGAGCAGUAGCGGACAUGCACCAACGCAAGGCUGAAAUGGCUAGACAAGCUGAUGCUUUUAUUGCCUUACCAGGUGGAUAUGGCACCCUCGAAGAACUACUUGAAAUUAUUACCUGGGCUCAACUUGGUAUCCAUGAUAAACCGGUGGGGCUGUUGAACGUGGAUGGUUACUACAAUUCACUGCUGGCAUUCAUGGACAAAGCUGUAGAUGAAGGUUUUGUAACACCAGCUGCCCGUCACAUUAUUGUCUCUGCCCAUACUGCCCAAGACCUCAUGUGCAAACUUGAGGAAUAUGUCCCUAUGCACUGUGGUGUGGCCCCAAAGCUAAGUUGGGAAAUGGAGCAACAACACUUAGUUAAUACAGCAAAGUCAGAUAUUUCUCGUUGACUAAAUUAAUUAAAUACUACUCAUGUCUUAAUCCACAAUUACUACAGUAUUAAUCCACCGUCAGGGUGGACCCUAAAUUUAGUGUUUAUUUAUUAUUUAGUCUCAGCCCAAAAGCAACCAAACC